Molecule: messenger RNA, 1029 nt
Organism: Cyclocybe aegerita
Lineage: Eukaryota; Fungi; Basidiomycota; Agaricomycetes; Agaricales; Hemipholiotaceae
Source: the annotation of a GenBank genome assembly
AUGGCAACGAGGAUUACUCGUGCGAAGGCGAAGGGUACGAGCAGCACGACUGAAAACCCUUCGUCGACCCGGGAGCCAGUGCGCUCAUCAGCCCCGCAAGGGCUUGCUCGAUUAGAGCAGGACUCCGUCGCCAUUGGCGAUGAGGAGCGACUCGGGAAUCGGGUCCCCGAGGAACGUCCACGCGGUCAAGCUGACCAACGAGAGGACAAUGACGAAAGCCGAGGUCGAAACGACCGAAGGCAUCAACACCGAGGAAAUACCGAGACAUGGGCCUUCGACCGUCGACCGCGAAUCGACCCAACGAACUGGGGAAACGUUGAUAUCCCCGAAGAUGAGCUAGACAUUCACACACAGCAAGUCAUGCUGGAAGAUGUCCUCGAGAAUGGGCAAGAAGUCACGCAUCAGAUAAGUGAAGAAACUCAUGAGGAACCAGCUGAACAUCAGUAUGUAGAUUUACGUGCUGAGUAUCAGAAGGCCAAGGAGCACACAAAAGCGUUACGUGAGAAAAUAAAGGCUAGCUUCCAAACCGCACCCGCGCAGAACAAUAGAGAAACCCCAGAACAGCCAGUACAAGCCAAUGAGACGACUCCUGCUCCAACACGCGGGAUAUCAACCACUCCCAUGUCAAGAGGACUCGAACGCGCCAUCACUAAGGUCGGCCAACAAGCGCGCACCCACGCGGCUAGAGCCGAAGCGCUAAAACCAGCUAAUCAACUCCCACAAGAUAGCGUACUCGGGCAGUUCUUUGCUCGACAGGGAGGUGGAGGUGGGGGGAAUGACCCAUUUGAUAGUGAUUCCUCGGAUGAUGAGGAUUUACCAGGAGGACCUCAUUUCCCGUCUACCAACCGCCAGCCGCCAAAGAUUUCGGGGCCUGUUGUUCCCGAUAUCGCGGGAAAGGGCCCUGAGAAGCUCAUGAUCCGGCUUCCGAAGCGAACUCCAGACGGAAGGAUUGUCCCCGAGGAGGAGAGUGCUAAUAAUAGCACUCCUCCCACGACCAUCAACGAAGACGAGAUUGAUACUGCAAUCUAA